Messenger RNA from Trichomonas vaginalis G3, 966 nucleotides. RefSeq names its product positive regulation of peptidyl-threonine phosphorylation. NCBI's taxonomy places the organism in Eukaryota, Parabasalia, Trichomonadida, Trichomonadidae. The coding region runs from base 1 to 966 and encodes 321 amino acids. Gene Ontology annotation, molecular function: protein serine/threonine kinase activator activity. Gene Ontology annotation, biological process: intracellular signal transduction. The transcript has a single exon. The record is from RefSeq and is a predicted model, not a curated record.
AUGCCUUUCUGGGUGACAAAGGCAAAGCGCAAGGGUCUUGCUAAAAAGCUGCGUAUUUGCCUUGAAAGCAUCAGAGUUUCUCAAACAGCACAAAAAUAUAAACAAUUAACGCCAAUAUUAGAUCAAAUUAACGAAACUUUCAUCCAACCAGAGUUUCAACAAGACGAUUUACCUCAUAUUCUGAAUGGAAAAAUAUAUCGCGAUCAUACAGUUGCAAUGUUAAUUGGUCUUUUACCAUUUUUUGAUCAACCUACAAUUAAUGCAAUAUCAACACUAUUUCAGACGACUAUUAGAGAAUUUCCAGACGAAUCAUUGCCGAAAUAUUUAAUCGAACACACAGAAACUUUAGAUCAACUUUUAUCUUACUUUAAUCAGCCCAACAUUUCAAAUUCAGCUCAUAUAAUUCUUCGAUCAUGCGCUAUAGUAACCGAUUUUACGCGUUUCCUCUUUCAAAAUGGAUGCGUAGGGUCGUUUGUUCAAUAUCUUUCGAGUGAUAACUUUGAUCAUCUGUCUACCGCAUUUGCGACAUACGAAUGUCUUCUUAUGAUCCAUCCAGACGUAACCGCUGAGUAUUUCUCAGUAAAAUGGCAAAUUUUUGCUAUACAAAUCAAACAGCUUAUGUCAUCGCCGAAUUAUUUAGUUCAGCUCACUUUUCUUCCUAUAUUAUUUAGAUUUAUUACAAACGAAAGCUGCAAAAGUAUAUUUUUCAGGUUUUUGGACGAUUCCGAAAAUCUUCAGCUUAUUAUGUGCAUUCUUAAGCGAAAUUCGAAAAAGAUACAGAUGCAUGCGUACUCAAUCUUCAAAUUAUUCAUCUUAAAUCCAAGAAAAGCGCCGCCAAUUGUAAAUUUAAUUAAAAAUAACAGAUCUCAACUUAUUAAGUAUCUCAAGGACUUCAAUUUUGAUGAAAAUGACGUAGAACUUGAGAAUGAGAAACAAACUUUGAUUUCUACUAUUGCGAAUAUGUAA